Hypomesus transpacificus is the source of this 429-nucleotide messenger RNA. Its product is annotated as meiosis inhibitor protein 1-like. NCBI's taxonomy places the organism in Eukaryota, Metazoa, Chordata, Actinopteri, Osmeriformes, Osmeridae. The transcript has 2 exons. Gene Ontology annotation, biological process: meiosis I. The record is from RefSeq and is a predicted model, not a curated record. The annotation marks the transcript as partial.
CGUCUGUGCUCAGCCUUGCUCUACCCAGACGAGGGGCUGAAGACGUCUCUGUUCUACGUGUGGCAGCGUGUGUGCGGCGCUGCUGGGGGGUCUGGGGGCGCUCCUUUCGGGGCCCUGUCCCUCCCCGGCCCCCUGAGAGAGCGUCUGUGUAUGCAGCUCCUGCAGACCUUGGAGCAGGCGUGCUGCCCACAGCUCACCAUCAACUGUCUGGGUCUGCUGCUCCAGCUGUUGAAGCUGGGAGAGGUGGUUUCCUUUCUGAUGAACAGCAGUUCUGACCCGGGCCAGGGCCAGGACCAGGACCCACAGACCACUACCCCCCAGCUCUCUCUGCCUCUAAUACUGAAGAAGGUGUUAGCAGCAGAAGAGCUGAUCCUAACCAGAGGCUGUCAUGAAAUUACCUGUUGAGUAAUGAUUACACAACGUGUGUGC